Molecule: messenger RNA, 805 nt
Organism: Mytilinidion resinicola
Lineage: Eukaryota; Fungi; Ascomycota; Dothideomycetes; Mytilinidiales; Mytilinidiaceae
Exons: 2
Coding region: 80-592 (170 amino acids)
Source: RefSeq, a predicted model, not a curated record
ACGUAGCAUCGACACCAACUAGACUGCACAAAACUCCUCACACGCCUUACGAAACGCUUGUAGUUAUUCUUACGCCGCCAUGUCUUCUCUGUCCGCUUUUACGAAGCCGGAGCCCUACCAUCUCCUCAGCUAUGGCACGCUCCUCGGAAGCACCCUCUUCCAAUCCUUCGUCGGUGGAAUCAUCGCCUUCCGCGUCUUGCCUCGGCCGCAAUUCUCCGUCCUCCAAUCGCACAUCUUUCCCGUAUACUUCACGAUGCAGACCGCUCUGCCAGUAGUGCUUGCAUUGACUUACUCCGGUGGUCCCAAGCUGUUGACGCAGCAGACACUUCCGGCAUCACUCAUAGGGACUAUGAUCGUCACUGGCGUGAUCAACUGGGUAUGGAUAGGCCCUGAAACAACCAAAUGUAUGAAGGAGCGGAAACACCAGGAGACGCGCGAUGGAAAGAAGAGCUAUGAUGCCGGCCCACAUAGUGCGGAAAUGCAGCGGCUGAACAAGCGUUUUGGGACCCUUCAUGGCGUGAGCAGCUUGCUAAACUUGGCUGCGUUCAUUUCCACGAUUUGGUACGGUUUUGUACUUGGGGAGCGGCUAUAGUCUCGAGCUGCAAAUUGGCGGUAUCAUAUACGACUGAUGCUUGUGCAGGCACGAGCAGUUUCGCUGUGGAAUCGAUGGAUAGCUUAUGCUUUCCAUCACGGCGUCUCGCAAAUCAACAUGUCCAUAUUCGCUACUGUCAUUCGUAGCCUCUCAGCCUCCCUUCUGUGCAAUGCUCACUCCGGCAAUUCUAAGGCGACCUCGCGCCGAUUGGAU